Molecule: messenger RNA, 6234 nt
Organism: Saccharomycodes ludwigii
Lineage: Eukaryota; Fungi; Ascomycota; Saccharomycetes; Saccharomycodales; Saccharomycodaceae
Gene: DNA2
Product: bifunctional ATP-dependent DNA helicase/ssDNA endodeoxyribonuclease DNA2
Exons: 2
Coding region: 1-6234 (2077 amino acids)
Molecular function (GO): 5'-3' DNA helicase activity; single-stranded DNA helicase activity
Source: RefSeq, a predicted model, not a curated record
AUGCAAAAAUCUGCCACUUCAGAAUUCAAUGAUACAAGUUUGGAAUUUAAAAGCCCAGAAUAUAAAAAUACAUCCAUGAUAAAUAACUCCUUGUCUGAAUCAAUUUUAUUAAACUCAUUUCCCCCAAAUUUACAAGCUACAAUAGAUAAAUCCACAUCACAACCAAGUUCUUGCAAAUUAAAUGAUGAAAUUACAGCUUCUGAAAAACAUAACGUGAAAAAUGUAUCUGUUAUAAAAACAAAACCUAAUGCAGAGGAUAAUACCAUAGGGAAACCUAAAAGUGAUUAUAUUAAGUGCCUUAUUGAAAAUAACGAGUUAGAUUUAUGCUUACAACUACUAAAUACUAUGAAAGUUAGUUAUGUGGAUUUAAUUUAUAGAUAUCACAUAAAUAAAGAGUUUUUAGAUGAUCUUUUUGGCGAAUUGAUUUUUCCUGUGCAAAAACUUCCGGAAAGGGUCUCAAAAAAUAUUCCUCCAAAAAUCAUAAAAAAGACAGAGUUAGGAAAAGAACAUGUUAUAGAGAAGGAUUAUGAUAUUGAAAAUUAUCCAAAUAGAAUAAAAAAUGAAAAUCUUGCACAAAAAAAUAGUAUAAAUCGCGGAAACGAUAUUAUUAAUAUAGAUCAGGAUAGAGGUAAUGACCAUGUUGACAACACUAACAUUACAAGUAACAUUAUAAAUGAUAAUAUUAAAAAUAAAGUCGAUCAUCUUCCUAAUAUUGUUCCAACCACCUUGUCAAGUAAUAAUGGUGAUUAUACAACCAAUAUGCAUAAAAAACGCAGAAAUGUUUUUUUUUCUAGACCAAAGUGGGCUGAUGACCUAAUUUUAAAGGUAUCUUCAAGUGAAGAAGAAACUGAUGGCGAAUAUGAGGAAGAAGAAAAUGUAGUGGAGGUAGCAAAGGAGGAUGAGGGAAAAAAGAAAGAAGAAUUAAAAACAUUUACACCGGAGGAUAAUCAGCGUUCGUCAUCAAUGAGUAUCACCAUGGAACUAAGUCGCAUAAUGAUGAGAUUCAAAGCUGAUUUUAUGAAAUUACAAGCAAAAAUUAACAAAGGAGAACUAGAUACAAGUGCGAUUAAUAAAGAAUUAUUUGAACAAAAAAAAAAAGAUUUUGUUAAUCAUACUACAAAGCUUUUCGAUAAUUUAAUUAUCAAAGUAGAUUCGGACAGGAAGAAUAAAUUGAAACUUGUAGAGGAAAUGUCCUUAAAAAAGGCUAAAACAACUUCUUUUACCACUGAUACUAGAGAAAACAACAAUUUAAAUGCUACUAGAGAAAGAUUGCAUGAUUUAAGAAAUAAUACAAAAGCAAAAGAUAUUUCGAAAGCGUACAUUACAAAUUUAAUUGACAAAAAUACUCAGAUGCAAAACAGUGGGAGACCUGUUCAUAAUGAAGGCUUAGACGGAAAUUUACAAGAUAAUGUGAAGGCUACAUAUGCAGCCAUGAAUAACGUUACUGGAAACACCAAAAACAGAGUUGCAAAAAUUGAGACUGGCAAAAAUGUCUAUAAUAAGCAGGUAAGGAAACUGAAAAUGAACAAAAAAGGCCUAAAUCUCUCUGCUGAAAAUAAUAAUACUGCUAGAUACACAGAUGAUAUACAAAUAGCGAGGGAAAACGUUAUUCAAAGUAACUUAACAUUGUCCAGUAAUCAAAAUAUUGAAAAUGCUAAUAAAGAUCUCAAUAUACUUAAUGCUACUCAAAAUAAAAAGUUGUCAAAGCCUCUAUUAUCUAAAUAUUCUUUUCCUACCCACAAUAUUCUUGCACCAGAUCUAAAUCAGGGCCCUGGAUCGAGACCAAAAGUAGUAUAUAAUGAUACUGAAGAUACAGCAAAAAAGGCUAACUUUAAUGAGUUGGUCAAUGAGACAAUCAUUGCUCAAGUCGAUUUUAAGAAUAAAGCGUCUGUAGAAAAUGCUUCAACUUUUAGUUACAACGGUAGCAAUGAUGCUGCUACUACUGCUGAUAACAAUAAUAGCGGUGGUAGUAGUAGUAGUAGUAGUAGUAGUAGUAGUAGUAGUAGUAGUAGUAAUAAUAAUAGUAAUAGCGAUAGUAGUAAAAAGUAUGAUGAAGACUUGGAUCAUAGCAUUAUAUGGAAAUACUCACCCAUCAACAGAAAAAAUGAUCCUUUAAAUUUUAUAUAUGAAAAGGAGCUUAAAGUAAUGCCAACCAAGACAAGAUCAUUAAAAAAUAAACAAAGUAUUAGUGCAUCCCAUAAUUUUACUAUCAAUUAUGAAGAAUUUGAUGAAAAGCCUAACAAAAAAAAGAUUCCCAUUGUUAACCAAAAGUACAGCAGUGUUUUAAAUUUGAAAAAUAUUUCCUCAUCACCUAAUAGUUCCUUUGAACGUGCUAGAAGAAAUUCACCAACAAGGAACAAGGGCAGUGUAUAUACAGAAAGGAAUAAUAUAAAUAUUAAUGAUUUUGAUAAGGAUAUAGAUGAUAUAAUAGACGAACUUCAAACUGAUAUGGGAAAUAGUACAAUAAAUGAACCACAAAAACUGGCAAUAAAUAAGAUCAACUCUUCUCCAGAAAAAAUAUUUACAUCACCCUUACAAAAUAGAACCUCAUCCCCCAAAAAAAAUAAAAAUGCCGACAUCACUACUUCCGUAGAUACCAUUGGGAUCACCAAAAAGACAAAUAAAGAAGAGUUAGAACAAGAGUUGCUGAGUAUAUUAGGCGAUGACAGCUGGUCACACGAAUAUAAUCUUACAACAAAUAAUUUGAAAAGCGAACCACUUCCAUCUAUUGAACCAUAUGUUCAAGAUGAAAGUAAUGAAAGCCAUUUAGCUGAUGGUUCUAACGAAGAUUCAUUAAUUGAUGAUAUAGAAAAUUUAUUGACCCAAAGAAAAUUGGAAACUAUUUACAAAAGAAACAAAACUUACCCGUUAAGUAAGACCGAAAAAGAAGAGCUAACUACAAUCAAACCUGAAUGGGUCGAGUUGGCUAAAUACAGUUCAAUUCCAGGGUAUACAGUUGAUAUCGAUUUUGAAACGGGUAAUAAUGGUAAGACAAACUUUAAAUGGUUCAGGAGAUUAGUUAUUGUGCAAAUUAAAAGCACUGUAGAUAUUAAAUUUCAAAAAUGUGUUGAGUUGAUGUGCAUUGAUAAUAAAACAAACGUAUUCACUGUGGAAGUCAACAAUUUUUGGUUGCUUGAUGGCAUUCAAUUCCAUAAGGGCAAUGUAAUCCAUAUCGUAAAGAUUGAGAAAGUUAAUGAAAACCAAUUGAGACAGCUAGAGGGACAAAGAAAAUUUGUUAUGGAUCGUGAUAAUGAUUUGUUGUUAAUUAUGAACCCGGAUAUUUUGUUAACAGCCACUAUUAUCGGUAGUUCAAUUGAAUGUAAUAGGAGAACAAUUAUAAAUGAAUUAUUUUCCUUGCCCGGGGAACCCAGCCUUACUAUGCUUUUGGGUAUUAUUGUUCAUGAAUUGUUCCAAAAAAUGUUACUUUAUGUAGAUGGGAAACCAAAUAACACAGAUAUAAAUAUGGAAACCAUAAACAAUGAUUUUUUAGAUGAAUUGUUAAUUAGUUAUCAGCGGAUGCUACUAUGUUGUGGUGUUGAGGACUUGCUUGAACUUAAAGAAGAAAUAAUGAAAAGAUAUGUCCCAUACAUCUUAGAGUUUAUAAAAAACUAUUAUAAUCAGGGAGGUUCCAUCAGAGUUACUGGAUCCAAUAUACAGGAUUACUUUCAUAUCUCAGAUGUCUUAGAAGUUGAAGAAAAGAUUUGGUCACCAGUAUUAGGUAUCAAGGGGGUUAUAGAUGUGACAUUACUGUGCAACUCUCCACUUCCAAUUCCCUUGGAAAUCAAAAGUGGGAAGUACGUUUCAAAUGCACAUGUUGCCCAGGGGUCAUUAUACACAUUACUGUUUAAGGAUCGAUAUGAAAAUGAGAACUGCAACCAAUUUCUUUUGUGUUAUGUGGAAGGUAAGACUAUUACUAGGCAUAUUGUUAACCUCAUGGAAUUGAAGCAUAUAUUUAAUAAUAGGAAUUUGAUUAGUCAAUAUUUGGAUCCCAAGAAAAAUCUCACCUUAAAUUUACCAUCUGUUUUAACAACUGGUUCAGAAAAGUGUGAAAAUUGCUAUUGUAAUAAAGAAUGCACAAUUUUAAGUAAAUUGGAAGAUUUUGAGAAAAAUACCAAAAAUUUUGAAAAUUUGCUGGUUACCAAGGAAUUUGCGAAUGAAAUGACCAAAAAUAUGAAGGACAAUGAAAUGCGUUUUUUCCACAAGUUUAACACUUUAAUUAAUAAGGAGGAGAGGAGUAUCAAUCGUAUGAACCAGGAAAUGUUUUUAUUAGAUGGUAAUGAAAAAAAGGUAAAAAGGGGUACUUGUUUAAAUGGGUUGACCAUUAUUAAAAAUGAGUAUUUAAGUAAAUUACAGGCGUAUAAGUUAAGACUACACUAUAACUCAAAAUUGCAAGAUGGAAAAAUUAAUUUAAAGUUAAGCAAAGGUGAUCAUGUAAUACUAAGUGAUGAAAUGGGGCAUUUCUAUUUAUGUAAUGGGACAUUGUUUGAUAUUAUUGAUACAGAACGAGAUAUUAUUUUAAUGACCAAUACGAAUAUGAGUAAAUUACAGAGCAGGUUGCCUACACAUGUCCGACCAGUGACUUAUAGGGUCGAUAAAAAUGAGAUAGGCAUUGGAUUAUCGUUGGCCAGAUUUAAUCUAUUGAAUUUGUUUUCUAAUAAUUUACUUAAACUAAAAGAUAUUGUGAUUAAUUCGUCUAUGCCUACUUUUAAUAAUGCUUCUAAAAUAAGUUUUGCAAAUAUAAACUGGGACAAAUUUAAUGCGGACCAACAGCUGGCUAUAAAAGCGAGCUUAUCAUGUGAUUUGUAUUCUUUGAUAUUGGGGAUGCCUGGUACUGGAAAAACGACGGUUAUAUGUGAAUUAAUAAAAACAUUAAUAUUUGAGAAUAAGAAAAGAGUAUUAUUAAGUUCAUAUACACAUUCUGCUGUAGAUAAUAUUUUGAUCAAAUUUAUGAAAGAUUAUGGCUCGUUGAUUGAAGAUAUGAGUAUAUUGAGAUUAGGAAGUUUAAAUAAAUUACACGUCGAAACCAAAAAAUUUUCACCUCACAAUAAAAAGUUUAAAAAUCUGCAAGAGUUGGAAAGUGCAUAUUUUGAAAGUAAUGUUGUGGCUGUAACAUCUUUGGGGAUUCAAGAUUGGAGCCUUUCCAAGUCUGUUGUGGGAGAGGAAGAAAAUGGCAGGGGUUUUUUAUUUGAUUAUUGUAUAUUGGAUGAAGCUAGUCAAUUAUCUUUGCCUAUUGCCAUUGGUCCUUUGCAACUUGCAGAGAAAUUUAUUUUAGUCGGGGAUCACUAUCAAUUGCCACCCUUAAUAAAAGACGAAGAGGCGAAAAGAGAGGGGUUGGAAAUGAGCUUGUUUAAAGCCUUGUACGAUAAACAUCCUUCUAGCUGUAAAAUGUUGACAUAUCAAUAUAGGAUGAACGAAGAUAUUAUGAAAUUAUCUAACACGUUGAUUUACAGUGGGAAAUUGAAAUGUGGGAAUUCGGUUAAUAAAAACCGAAAAUUAGACGAAUUACCUAAAUGUGGAGUUAGCUGGAUUGAUGAUUGGAUAUUGGAUAAUGAGAGGAAAGUUGUUUUCAUAAAUUAUGACUUGGUAACACUAAAUUUAUUUCAUGAAAUUGUUGUAGGAGAUGAUAUUAAAAAUAGGGGUGAAAGUUUGUUAAUUAAAGAGAUUGUAUCAAGACUAAAUAGUAACGAUAACUCAUUGGAUUUGAAGGACAUAGGAUUAAUGAGUUUAUAUAGAGGUCAAUUAAAGCUGUUGAAACAUGAGUUCCAGGAGGAAAGGUACCGAAAUUUAGAAAUAUUAACAGCGGAUCAAUAUCAGGGUAGAGACAAGGAAUGUGUUAUUAUCAGUAUGGUAAGAAAUAAUGUGGAGUUAAACCCAGGAAAAUUACUAGCGGAUUGGGAAAGAAUCAAUGUGGCGAUUACGAGAGCAAAAAGCAAGUUAAUCAUAAUUGGAUCUAUCAAAACUUUAAAUCGAAUUAAGACAAUGAGAUCUGUAAUCGAGUUAUUACAAGAUGAAUCUUGGGUUUAUGAUUUGAGAGACCAAGAUUUAGCAGACACAAAUUCUUAUUGGGCACAAAGUUAUUGUUGUGAUGGUGCAAAUGUUGGAACUGUAGAUACCAAAAAAAGGAAAAGAGACAAAUCCAAACCACUAGUGGUGGCUAAUAACAAAAUUGGUAAGGAUUCUAAGUUUGUGAAAAAUAAACCGAUUAUAAAGGACAUUUUGAGUGAGUAUAAUUAA